Molecule: messenger RNA, 2378 nt
Organism: Dreissena polymorpha
Lineage: Eukaryota; Metazoa; Mollusca; Bivalvia; Myida; Dreissenidae
Product: alpha-tocopherol transfer protein-like
Exons: 8
Coding region: 139-1113 (324 amino acids)
Cellular component (GO): membrane
Molecular function (GO): phosphatidylinositol bisphosphate binding
Source: RefSeq, a predicted model, not a curated record
AUUUUAUUGUGUAACCACGAUGGCCCUUUUGGCAUUCCGUAAUUUACCGAUUCUUGUUUCGGUUUUAGAUUUGAAGUGCAACUGAUAAUGUUGACUCAGAGUUAUAUUAAAAGAAGUGUCUUUUUAAAUUGAAAAAGCAUGGCAGAAGAAAAAGAUGACGUCACAUUUGUGAGCACCCUUGAUGACGUAGGGAAGAAGAAGGCGAAGGAAGAGUUGAAUGAGAUGAACGUCAAGGAUCGGGCAUUAGCGGUACAGAGCCUUCGAGGGUGGGUUCUACAACAGAAAUGGCUCAGAGCACCCACUGAUUUCGGGUUUCUACUCCGGUUUCUGCGUGCCCGGAAGUUUAGUCAACUUGCAGCCAGACAGACUUUAGAGAACUACUGGAAGCAGAAGACAAGGUCCCCCGCCUGGUUCCGUGAUGUCGACCCGACAGACAAGACACUCAUAGAAAUCAUAAAAACAGGAUUCUACUUGAUUCCCAGGGCCAAGGACAAACACGGUCGGCGCUUGAUCAUCGACCGUAAAGGUGUACUGGACAUGAAAAACGUUAAAAAGGUUUGGGGUAUUGAUAACGUCUUUAGGGCCAUCUGCCUCAUGUGCGACAACUUAAACAGGGAUGAAACCGUUCAAGUAUACGGCCUCAGUGUCGUCAUUGACAACACAGACCUCAACAUAGGUCACUUCAGGACGUUCAUGGGACAGGAACAAGGACAACAGAUUAUGGAUUAUUAUCAGAACUCGUUGCCUGCGCGGGUAAAGGGGGUCCAUCUCUACAAUGAAUUUGCGCUUUUCGAUGCCGUCUGGUCGCUGGUUAGCCCUCUAUUGAAGCAGAAGACAAAAGAUCGGAUGCAUUUACACGGUCGAAAUAUGACCAAAUUAUACGACGAGUUGGGCAUGGAGUGUCUGCCGACGGAGUAUCUCCCCGACGACUACGACGGACCGUCGCCAGGAAGCUGUCAGCAAAUCAUUGACGACAUGCUGUCGGACCUGCAGUCACCGGAGUUCUGCAAAUACAUCAAGGAUCUCUCCAGCGACAAAUAUGGCGUCGACAUUGACCUUCUCAAACAGAAUGACGCACCUGUUGCUUCGUUCAGGAAGCUCAAUGUCGAUUAAUAUAAAUGUCAGUUGCAAAUGUUUAGUUAACUAUUAUACAUCGCAUCAUUGGAAUGCAAAAUUCAAAAGGUUUUAAGCAAUUAGAGCUGUCUUUUAAAAACGAUGGAAAAGCUGUGAUGGUAAUUCAAUAAUUAUGUCUGUAUUAACAGUGAAGGUAUUGGUAAAAAUGUUAUUUCUAUGUUCAUAACUGUUCUUGUAAUUCAUUAAAAAAAAUAAUCGAAGUGUUACAGAUGAUUAAAGUUAUGUCUCUGAUGCAAAUAUUACGUAUACUAUUAUAGCUGUUGUGAAGAUUUCCCUUGAGUCUUCUAUUAUUGUUUCAGUUUAGAUUGUAUACAGUAAAAACUGCUUUGCGGGUCUAUUAUUGCUCAUUGGGUCAUUGUCAACUUAAAAUGGCCCAAUAGUCACCCGGGUUGACUAGAAGCCGAUUCAUGUCACCCUGAGGUGACUGGGAAGGUUUUCCAGCUUAUCAUGUAGUAAAAGAUUGAACUAAAACAUAUUGUAGAUAUGCGUUUCUCUGAUGAUAGCUGGCAGCCAAUAGCAGUUGUGUAUAGUGCUUACAACAUACUUUACAAAACAUGUAUUAAAUAAAAUAAGAGUACCGGAAAGUAUAAUGAUUUCGAAAUUUUUACUUUUAGUGCUAUUUUUAGUGAAGUCUGUAUUCGCUGUGUGUUUAAUAUUACACUUUGGUCUUGUUUCAGUUCAUAGUAUAUAGCAAUGCAUAAAUGAACGUCUUAUUAUUUAAUUUAUUUUGAGUUGAAGUAGCACUGUACCAUUAGACAUAUGUUAUAUGUGUUCAAGAUAUUUAUUCGUGAGCGAAUAUUAUAUAUGCUUUGAGUACAACAUCUCAGUAAAAUUUUGUUAUCUAUUUUUUUUUAAAUAAGGGACUAUCGCCCUGGCGAUUGUGUUUAUUUGGAUCUGUUUUCAUACGAUAAAUACUUUUUACUGCUUAUUUGUAUACCUCUGAUAUGAAAACUUGCUGUUAGUCGUCUCUAGCUUAGUUUCUCAUUAAACUUCUGACGUAAAUCAGUGGAUCAUUAAAGCGAUGCUGGAAAUUAAUUGUGCUUUAUAUUACAUUAAAACUGAUCGUAUCAUACGGUUUAGACUUUUGGACCGGUUCGUACACCAUAUUGAUGUCUGCUGCAUAAUUCAUCUUUUCAUAUGUUUUGCUUAAAAAAAUACAUAUGGUUAAAUAAUUUUAAUAAGAUGUAUAAAAUUUAAAUACCUGACUGAAUAGUGUUAUCAAAUAAAAACCUACACGGUAUUAA